CUCCCAAAGUGCUGGGAUUAUAGGCAAUAGCCACUGUGCCUGGUCCCUGGCAGUUUUUACACUUUCUGUGAAGCUCAAUUUCUUAUUUCUCUGUUUCCUCUGUGGCUACUCUAAAAAAGUACUGCAAAGCGGGUGGUUCAAAUGACAGAAGUUAAUUUUCUCACAGGUCUGGAGACUAGACAUUCAAAAUCAAGGUGCGGGCAGGGUUAGUUCCUUCUGAGGACCGUGAGGCUGAGUCUGUUCCAUGUCCCUCUCCGAGCUUCUGGCAGUGGUUGUCUCAAACAUUUGUUGGAUGGCAGGUGGCAUCUUCCCUGUAUCCUCACAUCAUCUUAUCCCUGUGUAUGUCUGUCUCUGUGUUCAAAUUUCCGCUCCUUGUAAACAGAAACAUCAUAUUGAAUUAGCACCCACCUCAGUGACCUCAUUUUAACUUGAUUUUGUCUGUAGCAACUUUAUUUCCAAAUAAGUUCACAUUCUGAGCAACUCGUGGUUAAGACUUCAACAUAUAUUUCGGAGACAUGCAGUUCAACUCAUGAUAGCCUCUACAUGAAAUUUUAAUAACUUAGAUAUAUUCUAUGUUGGUUUAUGUACUGCAUUUAUAUCUGUCUGCACUUUAUACAUAGGAAGGGUAUGUAUAAAACUUGUUCUUUUUAUUCAGUGCAGAGUUAAGCAUGACUAAAUAAAAAUGCUUAGGUAAAAGCUAACUUAAGAAACUUAAAGCUAGUCAAAAUCACUUGAAUUUUUAACUGUACUUAUUGGGUGUGGUACACAGACGGUAAGAUGACUCCCAGUUAUCCCACCCUUAUGUAACUCAGUUGUGUGUGACAUGCUUCUAUCUGAUAGAAUAUGGCCAAAGUGAUGGGCUGUCAUCACCUUGAGUGUGUUAAGUUGUAUAAGAUCCAUCACGCUAGAGUUUUUCUUGCUUCUGACCUUAAAGAAGCAAGGAGCCAUGUUGCACACUGCCUGUGAGAAGGCCCACAUGGCAAGGAACUGAGGGAAGCCCCUAGAAGUUGAGGGUCCUAGUCCUACAACCACAAAGACCUGAAUUCUGCCAACAGCCUGAGUGAACUUAGAAUAAACACUUCCCCAGUCAAACCCCCAGAUAAGACCACAGUCUAGCUGGCACCUUGAGUGGAGCUUGCUGAGCCCCUGAAUCAGAGAACCCAGCUAAGUGAUAUCUGAAGUACAGAUUGACAGAAGCUGUGAAAUAAUUAAUACAUGUUGUUUUCAGCCACCAAGUUUGUGGCCAUUUGUUAUUCAGUGAUAGAAAAUGAAUACACUGAGUAAGAUUGCAAAACCAUUCAAAAUAAAGUCCUCCAUUGUUUUGUAGAACUUAUUUGUUUAUAAGGUGUACAACUGGAUUUUUUUUCACAUUUUAUUUUAGUUUUAAUUGACAAAUAAUAAUUGUAUAUAUUUAUGUGGUAUAAUGUGAUGUCCUUAUACAUGUAUAUACAGUGAAAUGAUCAGGCUAAUUAAUAUAUCCAUCACCUCACAUACUUUUCACAUGUUUUUUAAUCAGGCUAAUUAAUAUAUCUAUCAUCUCACAUACUUAUCCCGUUUGUGGUAAGAACAUUUAAAAUCUACUCUUUUAGCAAUUUUGAAGUAUACAUGAACUACAGUCACCAUUCUGUGCAAUAGAUCACCAGAACCUAUCCCUCAUGUCUAACUACAACGUUAUAGACUUUGACCAGCAUCUCCCAUUUCCUUGUCCAACUCCCCACCACCCUAGACCCUGGGAACCACAUUCUAUUCCUUACUUCUUUGAGUUAGCCUUUUUGCAUUCCACAUAUAAUUUGCAGUAUUUGUCUUUCUGAGCCUGGCUUAUUUCACACCAUAAUAUUCAUGGUGUCAUAAAUGACAGAAUUUUCUGCUUUUUAAAGGCUAAGUAGUAUUCCUCUGUGUGUGUGUGUGUGUGUAAUCACAAUUUUAUUAAUUUAUACAUUGAUGGACACUUCUGUUGUUUCUCUAUUUUGGCUAUCAUGAAUAACACUGCAAUUUUGGAGAACUUAUCUUGUGGACAGUUUGUGUAUCUGCCAUGAACUCAAUGUCAGUGCAGUUUGUGUGAUACCCAAGGACGCAUGAGAAGAGCAAUUAAGUAUUAAGGAAUAAGAUUUUGUUGGAUAGGAUUAAGCAUCGACAAACAAACCAUUGUAAUAGCUAAGAUAUUCCUACACUCCAAAAAGCAAUUGUCACCUUUUACGGAAAAUAGCCACUUCAUUGAGCAUGCAGGCCUCAGUGUUUACUCUGAAGAGGUGAAUGAGUGGCCUUUCACACAAUAGAAGGCUUGGUAUGGGAGGGAGCUGCUUGCCUCCAUAUGCAAGUCACUCUCUGAACUUAAUAUGUUGGUUAUCAACACACUGUCCUUCACUUGGGGCUGUAUCCCUGAUACUGAGACAAUUAAAAAAAAUAUGACCCAAAUUCUAUUUUGCAUUUUCUCACUUAAUAAAAAUACAUUCAUAUAUUCAUUUAAAAUAUGUUUAUAUAGUGCCUCAUAUAUUGCAGGCCAUCCUCAUAUCCCGAUACGGAAGGAAAGUGCCAUUCUUCUAUUUGUGCACUGGUCCCUUUCCCUUCAUCUCACAUGGCACCCAGCACUGUAAUUUUUAUAUGACUGGUACCAUCACAUGAUGCUGAAAUUAAGCUAUCAUAUUUAGAUCCCACCUUAACCUACAACCAGACCCUCAGAGCAUCUUGAGUCAGACAGAGAACAUGAGAGAUGAUUCCAAGUUUCUUUCCAGGACCUUCAGAUGAAGAGUUCCAGGUGAACCAGCCUCAGACUUUAGUGUCAGUCAACCCUGGAGAUGUCCUAACUCUGGCCUGCAACAUGUCUGCUCUGUCCCCAUCAGGGCCUGUCUUGUGGUUCAAGAGCACUGGGCCAGAACAACAAUUAAUCUAUAGUUUCAAUGGAAGCCACUUCCCCAGAGUAACUCCAGUGGAAAACACAACAGUCGAUCAAACUGACUAUUCCAUUCGCAUCAGUGACGUGUUGCCGGAAGAUGCUGGCACCUACUACUGUGUGAAGUUAAGGAUAGGACACCCUGACAUGGAGUUUUUCUCUGGCCCAGGCACCAUCGUGUAUGUGAAUGGAGCCACACGUGUGUUCCAUGUGCAACAAGCUGAGAUAUCACAGACUGCAUUAACUGGGGAGUCAAUCACCUUGAGUUGCAGCGUACCAGAAACCUUACCAGAUGGACCUGUCUUGUGGUUCAAGGGAACAGGGCCAGACCGGAAAUUAAUCUACAAUUUCAAACAAGGUCACUUUCCCAGAGUAAACGAGAUUGGAGACACCACCAGGCCUGGCAACACAGACUUUUCCAUCCGCAUCCACGAAAUCUCUCUUGCAGAUGCUGGCACCUAUUACUGCGUGAAGUUCAUAAAAGGGAAACCUAUCAAGGAGUACCAAUCAGGUCAGGGAACUCAGGUGUUUGUUACUGGUGAGUAUGUCUCCUAUACCCCAUGCCCCCUGGUGUAUGAAAUCACCUCAGCAGUUAUGUCUUCUUUUCAUUCAAUAAUUGCUAUAUGCCAAAUAUUAUCGAAGAUACAACAUACAUUUGAUCUUUUUAAUUCUCUCAGCAAGCUAUGCAUUAGAUAUUUUACAGGAAGAAAAAACUGAAAAGGGUUGAGUGAUGAAAGCUAUUUUGGUUGAUUUCUCAAUAUUUAAUACACCCUCAAUGACUAACCUAAGCCAACUAGGAUAAUUCCAUGUCCCCUGCUAGAGGCUUACUCAAAUAUGGGGUGAACUUGGCUAGUCUGGGUCUAUAAGAGAAAAAGACAGGCUUGCAGAGAAAUCUGGGUAUCUAAAGUAAUUCUUCCCCUUGUUGGCUGGAAACAAGCAAUUGUGAAUCUCCAGGUGCUUUAGGCAGACAUCUUAAGACCGUAAGUGGAACCAAGACAAAAAGAAGUCUACAUGAGUGCAGAUAUGUAACAAGUGUGGGUUGACAAUAUGCACAACCAUACUGCUCCUCUUUCUAACCUCACCUCUGGACUUCCAAUAAUGUGAAAGAAAACAUCUCCUUGCUAA
Sapajus apella (tufted capuchin) is the source of this 4015-nucleotide messenger RNA. It is a transcript of the gene SIRPD, whose product is annotated as signal regulatory protein delta. The transcript has 2 exons. Bases 2711 to 3607 code for a protein of 298 amino acids. The record is from RefSeq and is a predicted model, not a curated record. Lineage: Eukaryota; Metazoa; Chordata; Mammalia; Primates; Cebidae. Gene Ontology annotation, cellular component: plasma membrane.